Messenger RNA from Pterocles gutturalis (yellow-throated sandgrouse), 721 nucleotides. It is a transcript of the gene STMN4, whose product is annotated as stathmin-like 4. Gene Ontology annotation, cellular component: neuron projection; cytoplasm. The coding region runs from base 29 to 598 and encodes 189 amino acids. The transcript has 5 exons. Gene Ontology annotation, biological process: microtubule depolymerization; neuron projection development; regulation of microtubule polymerization or depolymerization. Gene Ontology annotation, molecular function: tubulin binding. NCBI's taxonomy places the organism in Eukaryota, Metazoa, Chordata, Aves, Pterocliformes, Pteroclidae. The record is from RefSeq and is a predicted model, not a curated record.
GCUGCAGACGCCCAAGGAUUGUCACACCAUGACUCUGGCUGCUUACAAAGAGAAGAUGAAGGAGCUGCCUCUCGUCUCCCUCUUUUGCUCCUGUUUCCUCUCGGACCCCCUGAACAAGCCGGCGUACACGUACGAAGCAGACACGGUAGACCUCACCUGGUGCGUCAUUUCCGACAUGGAAGUCAUCGAGCUCAACAAGCGGACCUCGGGGCAGUCCUUCGAGGUCAUCCUGAAGCCCCCAUCCUUCGACGGCAUCCCCGAGUUCAACGCCUCCCUGCCCCGGCGCCGUGACCCGUCCCUGGAGGAGAUCCAGAAAAAGCUGGAGGCGGCAGAAGAGAGGAGGAAGUACCAAGAGGCUGAGCUGCUGAAGCAUCUGGCGGAGAAGCGGGAGCAUGAGCGGGAGGUCAUCCAAAAGGCCAUCGAGGAGAACAACAACUUCAUCAAAAUGGCCAAAGAGAAGCUGGCGCAGAAGAUGGAGUCCAACAAGGAGAACCGCGAGGCCCAUUUAGCCGCCAUGCUGGAGCGCUUGCAGGAGAAGGACAAACACGCAGAAGAAGUGAGGAAAAACAAGGAGCUCAAGGAAGAAGCCUCCAGGUAAAGAGGCGAUGGUUGGACUGACAGCUCCGGGGAGGUUGGCGGAGGCUACGGCAGCGCAAGGUCGGAUGGUGGAAGGGUGGACGUUCCUCUGCUUUCUUUGUUCGUGAAUGUAAAAGAGUUGACC